Pseudovirgaria hyperparasitica is the source of this 450-nucleotide messenger RNA. Its product is annotated as ubiquitin-conjugating enzyme E2 N. Gene Ontology annotation, molecular function: ubiquitin conjugating enzyme activity. The coding region runs from base 1 to 450 and encodes 149 amino acids. NCBI's taxonomy places the organism in Eukaryota, Fungi, Ascomycota, Dothideomycetes, Acrospermales, Acrospermaceae. The record is from RefSeq and is a predicted model, not a curated record. Gene Ontology annotation, biological process: protein K63-linked ubiquitination; DNA damage tolerance. The transcript has 4 exons. Gene Ontology annotation, cellular component: nucleus.
AUGGCACUUCCCAAGCGUAUCAUCAAAGAGACGGAACGUCUUAUGGCGGACCCAGUACAGGGCAUCGACGCCGUCCCACACGAAGAUAACCUUCGUUAUUUCGACGUCAAGAUCCACGGUCCCUCCCAGUCGCCAUAUGAAGGAGGUAUCUUCAAGCUUGAGCUAUUUCUCCCAGACGACUACCCCAUGACCCCACCAAAGAUCCGCUUCCUGACCAAGAUAUACCACCCAAACAUUGACAGACUCGGCCGCAUCUGCCUCGACGUCUUGAAGAGUAACUGGUCCCCCGCGCUGCAGAUCCGCACCAUUCUUCUCUCCAUACAAGCCCUCCUCGGCGCCCCGAAUCCUGACGAUCCGCUUGCGAACGACGUCGCACAACGAUGGAAGGAAGACCAGAAUGCCGCCAUAGAGACGGCACGAGAAUGGACAAAGCAAUACGCAAGCCCAUAG